Messenger RNA from Acanthoscelides obtectus, 2795 nucleotides. The record is from the annotation of a GenBank genome assembly. NCBI's taxonomy places the organism in Eukaryota, Metazoa, Arthropoda, Insecta, Coleoptera, Chrysomelidae.
GGUAUAUUGUGUAUAUUUCAUUAGUAGUUUGCAGUGGAUUUUGGUUUGGUAUAUUUGGAUUUAAUAUAUUGCUUGUUUUUAGAUGUUUGAUAUCAACACAUUUUUUCCAGGGAAUUCACUUGAUACAACAACAGCCACAUCAAAUGUCUGAAAUCAAUGAGCUCUUAAAACCUGCAGUCCGAAAUAAGGAUAAGAUAUUGAAACGCUCUAUAUCUCAACCACAACUUUUGAAAAGUUCUACAAAAUUACAUAAAGGAGCAAUCUUAAGUCUUGGCAAGAAACUGAGCCUGAGUUACUCAAAUAGCAGUUUGAUCUCAGAAUCUUACGGUAGCACAUUUUAUUUGUACACUGUUCUGUGGCUGUGUAUCAUGAUGCUUUUUUGGAAAAAUACCAUGCUGCUUCCACUACUUCCAGUGCCAAUCUUAUUUUAUAUGUUGAAACACCUUGGGAUAUACUUAGGUUAGUUAGGAUUUCUUAAUAAAACCAUUUAUUUUGUCAUUUAUUAGAAGAAAAAGAUUUAAUAUUCCUCUUGUAUGCAUUUAGGUCUGUGGAAUUACCUGUACAACAAGGUUAUGGACGUUUUUCGUAUUGUCAAAGCUUGGUGCGAGGAGAGACACGAUGCUUUGGUUCCCGUCCCAAUAAGAGGGUUAUACAGGGUGAUUCACAGAACCAACACUGUAUUGAAGAUGAGUAUCAGUGACAGCAUUGACACUUUUGCUAGUUUGGUCGUCAUACUUGGAUUGAUCGUAUUCUUGAUAUGUGCUUCCAUUUUUAUAGCACUCCAGGUAUGUUUUUCGCGAGGCAAAGAUUGUUUUGGAAGUACUUUUUAUCAAAAUUCUAGCAGUCACAAAAUGAGAAUGACACCACAAUCCAUAAUAACUGAAGACACUGCAAGCGCAAUCCAUGCACUCUGUUUUUCUGCCUUGCAUACCCGUAAAGAAAUAGUGCAACUUAAAGGCCAUGUAUUUUACUGCUGAAAUAUCCGUGUUUUUCUAUAGAUCUAUGCGGAGGCCAUCAUGUUAGUACAAAUGACAGGUAAUGUGAUAAACCAGACGGUCGUCCACAAUCCUGAAUUGAGACAAGUUUUACCACCAGCUUGGGACGACACAAUCGAUUCUAUAUUGGAUAACGCCUAUCAGUAUGGCAGACAAGGCAUAUCAAAAGCUGUUAAAAGUAUGAUGUCUGAUGUUGACACUGCCAAAUCGGACAAACUAGAACAACAAGUACUUGAGCUCUGGGACAGAGUUUAUCAAAAUUGGAUGUCUCCAAAUAAUAGCCACGGGCCUCAAGUUACCGAGGAAGCGGUGAGAACGUCGUGGGAAGCUUUUGUUAAUGAUCUACAGAAGUCUUCAGAAAUGCUGAAUGUAAACGCACUUGUCGAAUUCUGCAAGCAGAACAUAGGUACUUUGAUGUCGCUUUUGGAAUCGAUAUGGGGGAUACUAAAAGGAAAUAUCAGCUUAAUUUUAAGCUCCUUCAGUACAUUUUUAUCUGUAAUCCUUGGUGGUGGCACUGCUGUGAUGAACUUCAUACUUAAUAGCGUUGUGUUUUUGACAACGCUUUUUUAUCUGUUGAAUUCGAGUUCCGAUUUAUACAAACCUCUGGAGGUUCUGAUAAAUUUCUCCCCAAGUAGCAGAAGGUUUGGGCAUGCCUUAGAAGCAGCAAUAAAUGGAGUGUUCUCAGCUUCUUUCAAAAUGGCUGCGUUUUAUGGCUUGUGGACAUGGUUCAUUCAUAAUCUUUUUUGCGUCAAGAUCGUCUAUCUUCCUUCUGCAUUUGCUACAAUAUUAGGAGCAGUACCAUUUUUGGGCACCUACUGGGCAUGUAUUCCUGCUGUUCUUGAUCUUUGGCUGGCCCAAGAUCGAGGAAUUGCAGCGAUUCUGUUUGCUCUCUUCCAGUUCCUACCAACUUCAGUUGUUGAUACCACUAUAUACAAAGAAAUUAAGGGCGGCGGUCAUCCUUACCUGACAGGCUUGGCAAUAGCCGGCGGAAUAUUCUGUUUGGGCGUAGAGGGAGCUAUCAUAGGGCCUAUGCUAUUAUGCGGUUUGUACGUUGCUGUCGAUCUAUCCACUAGUCUAUUCAGAGACUCUCCUUCUGAAGGAUCUCUCAACUUGAGAAUUCAUCAAUUGCAAGAUACCAGUUAAGGUCGUUGCUGGCUUCCAAUACUGAGGAAAAUGUAUAGAUAUAUUUUGUAAAACAGAGAAAAUCGCCGAAUAGUCUAAACAUUUCAAGCCCAAUCUAUUCAUUUCGUUGUUAUGUAGAGAGUGCUCUCGAAAGGAAAUCUACAUAUAAAUAAAAUCAAAAGUUAAAGAUACAUAGGUGUCCAUUGCCUGGUGAAUCUAAUAACACGUAUAAUUCAAUUUAUGUUUAUUGUACGACGUUUCGGCCACCGAGGUGGCUUUUUCCAAGUACAAUGAUAAUUAAAGCCAGUAUAGUUUGUUCAUCUGUCCUUCAGAUGACAGUUCGUGGAAGACAGACAUAAAUUACACUGUCAUUAAUAUUCAUUAAACUUUAAAAAGGCCACCGUGGUGAAAGCAGUAAGAGAUAUGUAGUUUGAUUCGGCCAGACAAUGCAGUCCCCUAUGAACAUGAAAACCACAUGAUAAGUUUCAAGAGUUGAACUCGACGUAUAAUUUUUCUUCUUUAUUUAUAACUUUCGUAUCGCUUUGACAUGUUCUGUGUAUAUUGUUCUGCAUUCUACAAUGUUGAAUACAUCACUGUUUAUUCUUGUUACCAGUUAAAAUGAACAAAUUUAACACGAAACUCGAAUAAUCGUUAAGUUUAGAUUUUUUUACAUGUACC